Messenger RNA from Penicillium samsonianum, 750 nucleotides. Its product is annotated as serine/threonine protein kinase. Lineage: Eukaryota; Fungi; Ascomycota; Eurotiomycetes; Eurotiales; Aspergillaceae. The annotation marks the transcript as partial. The record is from RefSeq and is a predicted model, not a curated record. The transcript has 4 exons. Gene Ontology annotation, biological process: protein phosphorylation. Gene Ontology annotation, molecular function: protein kinase activity; ATP binding.
UUUGGCUCCGAUUCUGGAGUUUUGACAUAUUCGUGCCAGGACUUCGACAACGGAGGUGUUGUUUACACGUCUUCCUUAAACCAGAGUGAUUGUCUUCGAAAUGAUGACGGCGAGCUUUUGUUCCAGAAUGGCGGAGGAGCUGCCUGCACAAAUUGCUUCGAGCAAGCUGGUGGAGUUGAGGAUAUUGAUGGGGCGUAUGCAUUGAAGCUUUUCCACGACAACGGCGACCCUGGAUAUACCGAAAAAGGCCGUGAUUUGAACCGAUUCCGCUGCGAAUUAAAUGCAUAUAAGAAGCUUCUGACUUCUGGUGUCUGUGCGCGCGGUUUCGUUCCAAAAUUAUACGGCUACAUCAAUCGAAUGGAUCCCGCAGCAUUCCGCCCUGCUUUCCAACAUUUCGCCCAAGACAAGUUAAAGCCGAGGGCAAUAUUGCUAGAAUAUCUCCCUAAUUCAGAGAGUUUAAACUGCGUGAACUACUCGGACGCGCUCUAUCCCCAGGCAAUUGAGGGCAUGAAGGAGAUACACAAGGCGGGUGUUCACCACCACGACACCUACCCCAGAAACCUUCUCCUUGUCCGUGAAAACCCCGAUAGGCUGGUAUGGAUUGACUUUGAUGUUGCAACGACCUUCACCAACUUUGGAUGUGAACAACUGUCUCGCUGUGACUAUGAAGUUGCGCUUGUGAAGGGAUUCGGGGAAGCACUGAGAGAUGACCAGGCCGAGGGACUCCCCCCGAAUACGAAAUUCUAUUAA